AGUUUAUUAUUUUAGUCACCUAAUUCUUCAUGAAGAAGUGUAUGUAUUUAUCUAAUAAGAACUUUUAUUAUGCUGAAUGCACUUAAUUUCAGUAGUUUUGCUCAGGUGUCAUCAGCUAAGCUACUUCCAGCCAGCUACAUUGGAUAUAAAAAGUCUACACACCCCUGUUGAAACUGCAGGUAUUUGUGAUGUGAAAGAAUGACACUAAGACAAAUCGUCAGAACUUUUCCCCUCAUGGUGAAAUUACAGCGUUUAAAAAUUAAGUUAAAAAACGUACAAUAACCAGGUUGCAUAAGUGUGCACACCCCGGAACUAAUCCUCUUCAGGUCACCCCACAGAUUUUUAGCUGGAUUCAGGUCUGGGCUCGAGCUAGCUCAUUCAAAAACACUGAACUUCUUUUGGUUACGUGUGCCUUUGUUGAUUUGGACGUGUGCUUUGGGUCAUUAUCAUGCUGAAAGGUGACAUUCCUUUUCAUCUACAGUUUACUAGCAGAUACCUCAAUGUUCUGCACCACAAUCCACUUUAAACAGGGGUGUGUAGACUUUUUUUUAUAUCCACUGUAGUAUUAUAUUAGCUUAAACCUGGAGGCAGUCAGGUUCAAUCGUUUUUACCCUUGUUAUUGUUAAUAUUUAUAUUAAAUACUAAAUCUGUAUAUACCAUCAAUCUCACUGUAUAUGUAAUUCUCGUUCACAUAUUGCUCCUGUGUGUAACGCUGGCUACAAACUGCAGUAAUCCAUCUCUUCUGUAUCUGGCCCUCACUUUAAAAACUCAUGGGAAUGAACAUUUUUCUGUUGGAACAGUAAUCUACCUCCAGUAGCCCUCGCGACACGGUGGUGGUGUUCUAACUCGGUGAGCCUGCUGCACUGGUCACCUGAUCUUCAUUUACUUCCUGGUUAUAAACACAGAAAUCAGGGAUUCGACCUCAUCAUGUGUCUGUGGGUUAAAAUCAGUUCUGUUCUGAUGUAAAGAUGAAGUCAUUUCUUAUAACGCUAGAACAAAUAUUUCUAUAUUCUUACUUAAGUUAUGAAACAGCGGUUGAUUUAGUUACAGCCAGAUGAAGGCCAUAUUGUGCUGAAAGCUGCAUUCCUUUAUUGUGUUAUUAUAUUAUAUUCUGUUAAACACUCAGUGUUUGUAUUAAAACCCCUGAACACCUGCACAUUUCUGCAGUGAUUUAAUCAGCACAGUGUAUAAAAUCCUGCAGAUCCAGGUCAAGAGCUUCAGUUCAUGUUCACAUCAAACCUCAGAAUGAAGAAACGGUGUGAUCUGUGUGACUUUAACCCUGGCGUGGUUGUAGGUACCAGGUUUGAGGAUUUCAGAAACAUCACUCUGUAGUGUUUACACACAGUGAGGGACAGUUCUGAGGGAUGAGACGCCUGGUUGAUCAGAGAGCUCAGAGGAACAAUCCUGAUUGGUUCACACCAACGUGCUCUUCUGCUGCUGUGCCUCAGGGUUUGACGUGUUUGACGUGAGCAUAACCAACCUACGUAAAACUACAUUGCUUCUUUUAAUCGCACGCAGACGCAAACAUCUACAGCCUUCAAGGUGACCACUGUCUGUCAACAUUCAUUCUGACUUCCUGCCACAUUCUGACUUCCUGCCACAAUCUGACUUCCUGCCCCAUUCUGAUCUCCUUCACGUGCACCUGCAUGUUAAGGAUUUCUGUGUCUGCUGAGAUUAUAACGUUUGGAACAGGUUACUGUGGGACACAAAUAUCUCCCUAAUGUUAAAUAUAUCUAGUAUAAUGUUCUAGCUGAGUGAAGCACACGCUGAUCCACUUUAUUUCACAUUAACGAUCUCAAAAUGUUCUCCAUUUCCACUGUACACCUGCAGCCUGAACUUGUGAGGUUGAGAAAUAACGUUGAAAUAUUACCUGAUGAAUAAUGAAGAUGGGAUUUUAACAGCUGAAUAUUUUGGAACUGUAUUUUAGGAAGGUGAAUGUGUGUGUGUGUGUGUGUGUGUGUGUGUGUGUGUGUGUGUUGAAUUACGAAUGCUGGAAUUUUAUUUUCAAUCAAAAUAGACAAACCCAACGAGCUGCAGAAGAAACUAAUUCAAGUAUUAUUACGAUAUGUGUUUAUUCAGUUUAUGUAAUUCAACAUGCCAUUUUGCCUUGAGGACAUUUGGCACUGUUAUACUUCCAUAAUUUGUAGGAUUUCUAUGAAAUGAUCUUCGUAACCAGCAGAUGAACUGAUUCGGUUCAGAUUAGAGAGAUCAGAAAACAGCUGCACAGGUCAUUCCACAGUCACAUGUCCAUGUGCUCCUCUGAGGUUCCUCUGUGGUUCCUGGGGAGAGAACACUGCUCUUUUGGUGGAGUUUUGAGAGAGGACCUGUACUAGCGUACUCUGAUGGGUUUUGUGGAGCUCCUACACUAAAUGUUGUGAUGCAGAUGUGCUUCUAGAAUAUCAUGUGUAAUAAAUAUCAGGGGAUAUGGUGUCAGUGAAACAUCAUGUACAGCUGAUUAAACUGGUCCAUACCACUGCAGACUGGUAGAUCGAGUAGAUAUAGGAGUGAUGGAGAGAAGAUGGCCUGAGCCAGUGUUCGUGGGAUAGACUCCGGAUCCACCACAACACUGACCAGGAAGUUCUCUCUAGUCACUAUUAAUAAUACCUUUAAAAUUAACUGGAUCAAUGUCUUUAUGAGAAUAAUCUCCCACGGUUCUUUGUCCACAAUCUAGUCUUUUAAAAUGUGGAGGUCUUCAUUUUUUAUUCACCUGUGAUUUGAAGUGCACUAAACUCCCAGUUCUUUUCAGAAACUGUGAUCAGAUAUAAAUACAUAUGUAAUUCCUAAUGAAGUCAAAGAAAUCCAUUUUAAAAUAAUAAAUAGAUAUUAUCCAUGUAAUGACUUUAUUAGUCAAUUUAAAGACGGGUUUUGGCCUUUAUGCUGUUUUUGUAAAGAGGAAUCAGAAACAAUCUUAGAUUUAUUUUUCAGUUGUUGUUAUACCAAACUAUUCUGGGCCCAAAUGUCUGUUUAUUUCUGAGUGGUUUAAUAAGUUUGUCACUAUAACUGAUGUAAUGGUUUUGUUUAUGGAGUGUGAUACUGCUUUCUUGGAAAUGAACAAUAUAACUGGGGCGGCUGUGGCUCAGGUGGUAGAGCGGGUUGUCCACUAAUCAUAGGGUUGGCGGUUCGAUUCUUGGGCCGGGUGACUCCACGUGUCGAAGUGUCCUUGGGCAAGACACUGAACCCCAAAUUGCUCCCGAUGGUAAGCUAGUGCCUUGCAUGGCAGCUCCUGCUACCAUUGGUGUGUGAAUGAGACACAGUGUGUAAAGCGCUUUGGAUAAAAGCGCUAUAUAAGUACGCCAUUUAUAAUUAAAAUUCUUAUUUUAUUUGGGAAAUAUCAUACACAAAGUAAAGUAUAUGUUAACUGUACCAAAUGGUAGAGUAUUUUCCACUGAUGAAAGAUUAUUUACGAUUCUCUAAUGUCAGUACAGAGCAAUCUUAAAGCUGUUCAGACUUCUCUUCUGUUCAAAAGAUUCUGAUGUAUUAGAUGUAGGAUCGAUUUUUGAUAUGAGAUGCAGGAAUUUGACUGUUUUAUAGAUUAAGGUGUUUUUCUAUUACUUUGUAUUCCACUACUGUUAUUUAAUAAAUAAAUAAAUAAACAAACAAGAAAAAACCACGCUCACUUCCCCAAUCCCAACGCGCAUCACUUCAAUGUUACUCUGGCCCGAACGCGCAUGCGCACCAUCGCACGCGACAGCCGUUCAAUCCCAUCCUGUCCCGAACUCUGCGGAGUUAGUCGAGUUUUUUAUUUUUUAUUGUGCGAUUAUAAACUUCACCUGUUUUACUCCUGACGUCAAGCGGAUUUAUUACCGACUUCACUCUUAUUUCAGUCAGUUAGUGAGGAGCUCCGUUACCCAGCAGAGUCCUGUUCUACUUACGGUGUUCUGUUGUUGUUAUUUCCGCUCUAGAGAUGACCCGUGUGAUUGCCCCAGGUGAACCCAUAGACGUGCUCUUACCCCUCACUGACCUGGUGGAUGUGAGUUUUACUCCGAGUGAUGCUGUACAACCAUCAAACCUGCAGAUCUGCACCGUGGACAAGGAGAAGAUCCAGUGCAGUCCAGAUUAUAAAGAGAGAGCGUCUCUCCUCAACACUCUUCAGAUUAAAGAUGGAGACGUCUCUGACAUUGGAACUACACAGUACUUCCAGUACUACUUACAGGAUAUCUGGAACAAUGAGAUGGUCCAUGUGAGAGGUAAGAAAGUAGGAGACGCUGUGUUUGGACAGUACGUAGGAGAGAUCUAUGCCAGCAUGGGGGACUGCACUGAUGGUGGUGCUGAUGAUCCUGCUCAUCGUAGCAGGGUUAUUGAUGGGUUAUCUGUGGAAAGAAAUGCAGUAGCUCCAUGGAGAAUCUGCAAACACCAGCAGCGCUGAAUGACUGAAAACACCAACGAACACCAGCAGCUCACAAUGAAUGGAGUUAGCCAUUCUCCAGGAGAUGUGCAGAUCUCCGUACACCCUGCUUUCACUAACCAGCAACACUGAAAGUGUCUGAAUAUGUCCCCUGUCCUCCUCCCUGGGAUUUCUGCUCCAGGGUUAGUGUGAUAUCUCCAGAGAGAGUGGUUGAAUGUUUGUAGGAUUUAUAUGUAAUGAUCUUCGUACCAGCAGAUGAACUGAUUCGGUUCAGACUAGAGAGAUCAGAAAACAGCUGCACAGAUCAUUGCACAGUCACAUGUCCAUGUGCUCCUCUGAGGUUCCUCUGUGGUUCCUGGGGAGAGAACACUGCUCUUUUGGUGGAGUUUUGAGAGAGGACCUGUACUAGCGUACUCUGAUGGGUUUUGUGGAGCUCCUACACUAAAUGUUGUGAUGCAGAUGUGCUUCUAGAAUAUCGCAUAAUAAAUAUCAGGGGAUAUGGUGUCAGUGGAACAUCAUGUACAGCUGAUUAAACUGCAGACUGGUAGAUCGAGUAGAUAUAGGAGUGAUGGAGAUAAGAUGGCCUGAGCCAGUGUUAGUGGGAUAGACUCCGGAUCCACCACAACCCUGACCAGGAAGUUCUCUCUAGUCCUGAUUAAUAUGGAUUCAUAUGAUUCAGUCUUUUUCUUCUGUAACUCCACCAUAAAACUCUCCUGUUUGCUUUGUGUCCUGAUCUAUAAACACCAUUUUAAUCUGAUUCACUAAAAUCACCUAGAAAUAAAUCUAGAUUCCAAAUAACAACACUAUUAGAUUCUCAGCUAUUUAAUAAAACACAUUUAUAUCCAGAGUUAUUAAAUCAGUAGAAUAUUCCACUUAAACACACUUUGCUGUGCUGAUUAAAGAUGUCAGGAUUAGUUUUAAGAGUGAAGAUCCGCGACGUCAUGACACAAGGAACGCCCAUCGUACUGUGUAAAGGGAGUGACGGGACACGGACAUGUUGGAGUCUCGCGAUAACAGGCUGCUGCUGCUGUUCCUCGAUAUCGACGUUUAAAUCUGGUUUUUAUUUCAUUUUUAGUGAUUUUAACUCUGCGAUUGGAAAGUUGAUGUAUUUUGUUUUUCUUAACAAAGUAUUUUAUUAUCGACAUCACAGUUAUUGUAGAGUUAUUAGAGAUUAGAGCCGGCGUUUGUGUUCUCUAAGUUUCGAGCUAGCGGAACUAACGGAGCUAACGGAGCUGCUGUGUGUGACCACUGCUGGAGAUCUGUUAUUAUUAUUAUUAUUAUUAUUAUUAUUAUUAUUAUUAUUAUUAUUUCCGAAGGAUCGACACCGGCCAUCAUGCAUCUCUGUGCAGGAGUGAUAUUACUGCUAGUCCCCUGUGUGGUGCUGUCCGUAGACAGACAGAAGGUGUUUGGGAAUCUGCAUGAGUCGGCAUCUCUCCCCUGUACUGUGCAGUGCUCUGGUGAACUGACCUGGACCAGGUUUCAGAAGCAGGACGAUGUUCUGGUCAGGUGUAGCAGCGUCUCGUGCAGGUCUAAAGACGGGUUUAUUCUCUCUUAUGAACAGUACCUGAAGGGGAAUUCCUCCCUGACCAUGCUGAAAGCUGAUUACAGCCUUCGAGGACUCUACAUGGCCAAGUGUGUCUCUGAGACCGUCUGUGAAGUCGUCUUUACAUUGUCCCCUCUAGAGAUGACCCGUGUGAUUGCCCCAGGUGAAGCCAUAGAUGUGGUCUUACCCCACACUGACCUGGUGGAUGUGAGUUUUACUGCCAGUGAUGCUGUACAACCAUCAAACCUGCAGAUCUGCAGCGUGGACAAGGAGAAGAUCCAGUGCAGUCCAGAUUAUAAAGAGAGAGCGUCUCUCCUAAACACUCUUCAGAUUAAAGAUGGAGACGUCUCUGACAGUGGGAACUACACAGUACAGGAUAUAGUGAAUGAUGAGACUAUAGCCAUCGUAACGGUCCAUAUGAGAGAGCCGAGUCCAGACAUCAAGCCGAGUCCAGACAUCAAGCCGUGUCCAGACAUCAAGCAGCAGGAAGGUGUACCAGUGUGGGUGGUUGUACUGAUGCUGAUGGUGCUGCUGGUGGUUGUAGCUGUGCUUGUGGUUGGAUAUGUGAUGCAUGUGCGUCUGAGGAGAGAAGUUCAGCAGCUCCGUGAGAAUGCUGAGAACAGCAGACUCGCUCUCCUCCAGCAGAACGGAAACUUAGAUUUCCAUGUAUCUCAGGAAUUAUAGAUUAUCCCUUUCAGAUCUCCUGUCAUGCCUUUCAGCCUGUUCUACAAUUAUUUACUUCUAUUUACUUUCAGUUCUGUACUUAGAAAGUGUGGUUUACCACAGAGUCAGGUGCGCCUGGAGAGUCCGAAUGAACACACACAAUGACACAUAUGCACCGAGACUUCCGUUUUAUUCAUUCAAAACAGGGUUCUGGUAACAAAACUUGUUCAUUGUUAAAUACUGAAAAAAUGUAAAUAGUGAAACACUGGCAGUCAGAUUUUGGGUUUUUUUAGGGUUAGUGUGAUAUCUCCAGAGAGAGUGGGUGAAUGUUUAGGAUUUAUAUGGAAUGGUCUUCGUAACCAGCAGAUGAACUGUUAGGUUUUGGAAUCAAGCUGUUGUUCAGGGCUGUUGUUCAGGCUCAUGUUUUAAACACCUCUGGUGUUCCUGCACUGAAACACUUGGUCUUCCUCACCAUCUGUUUGUUCUUCCAGCAUCAUGAUUAAAUCUCCCAGACGACUGGAACAGGUUCACACCAGCUGUUAGACACGCCCUGUCAGCUCCACAUCUCAGGUUCUGACCCAGGAGUACACGCGGCCGUUUAAGCACUUUACUUCUUUCUUCCACUUUUUAUUUGCUCUUUUCUUGCAUUUUUAUUCAAUGUACAGCAUGUUGAACAAGUUUUUUUUGACAUAAAUAAAUCACACUGUUUUGUAAAUUUAGUAUUUUGUGUAAAAGGCUCAGACAUUUUAUGAUGUGAAGUUUUAUAAAAUAAAGCGUUUAUGUUUCUGAAAGUUC
This is a messenger RNA of Ictalurus punctatus (channel catfish), 7346 nucleotides long. RefSeq lists its product as uncharacterized. The coding region runs from base 5679 to 6572 and encodes 297 amino acids. Lineage: Eukaryota; Metazoa; Chordata; Actinopteri; Siluriformes; Ictaluridae. The transcript has 8 exons. The record is from RefSeq and is a predicted model, not a curated record.